This is a messenger RNA of Parathielavia appendiculata, 1719 nucleotides long. Its product is annotated as xylulose kinase-like protein. Lineage: Eukaryota; Fungi; Ascomycota; Sordariomycetes; Sordariales; Chaetomiaceae. Gene Ontology annotation, biological process: D-xylose metabolic process; phosphorylation; xylulose metabolic process. Gene Ontology annotation, molecular function: D-xylulokinase activity. Gene Ontology annotation, cellular component: cytosol. The record is from RefSeq and is a predicted model, not a curated record. Bases 1 to 1719 code for a protein of 572 amino acids. The transcript is spliced from 3 exons.
AUGCGUGACGGACCCCUCUACUUGGGGUUCGACCUCUCAACCCAACAGCUCAAGGCCAUCGUCGUCCAAUCCGACCUCCAAGUCGUGUCCGACGCCAAAGUCGACUUUGACCAAGACUUCGGCGCCAAGUACGGCAUCAAGAAGGGCGUGCUGCUCAACGAAGACGAAGGCGAGGUCUUUGCGCCCGUGGCCCUGUGGCUCGAUUCCGUCGACCUGGUCCUGCAGCGGCUCCGCGAGAAGAACACCCCGCUGAACCGGAUCCGGGGCAUCAGCGGCUCCUGUCAGCAGCACGGGAGCGUGUACUGGGGCCGCCAGGCCGAGACCCUUCUUGGCGGGCUGAAGUCGGACAAGGCGCUGGUGGACCAGCUGAAGGACGCCUUCUCACACCCGUAUGCGCCCAACUGGCAGGAUCACAGCACCCAGCAGGAAUGCGACCAGUUCGACGCUAAGCUGGGAUCGGCUGAACGGUUAGCCGAGGUUACCGGGAGCGCUGCGCAUCAUCGCUUCACCGGACCGCAAAUAAUGCGCCUCCGGCGCAAGCUCCCCGACAUGUACGCCGCCACAUCUCGCAUCUCGCUCGUCUCGUCCUUUCUCGCCUCGCUCUUCCUCGGCGCCGUAGCCCCAAUGGACAUCAGCGAUGCCUGCGGCAUGGACCUCUGGGACAUUCCCGGCAACAGCUGGUCUGAGCCCCUCCUCGAACUCACAGCCGGGAAGGACGGCGUUGCGGAGCUGCGUAGCAAACUGGGCGAGGUGAGGCUAGACGGCGGCGGCAGCAUGGGCCGCAUCAGCAGCUACUUCACCACCAAGUACGGCUUCAGUCCCGACUGCGAUAUCGCGCCGUUCACGGGCGACAACCCAGCCACCAUCCUCGCCCUCCCGCUCCGCCCGCUCGACGCCAUCGUCAGCCUGGGCACCAGCACCACCUUUCUUAUGAUCACCCCCGUCUACAAGCCCGACCCGAGCUACCACUUCUUCAACCACCCGACAACCCCCGGCCAGUACAUGUUCAUGCUGUGCUACAAGAACGGCGGCUUGGCCCGCGAGAAAGUGCGCGACGCGCUGCCCAUGUCGUCCGCCGACGGCUCCGACGCCUGGGCGACCUUCAACAAGCACGCCCUCGCCACCCCGCCGCUCGACAUCAAGUCCGAUUCCGACUCUGCCAAGCUCGGCCUGUACUUCUACCUCCCGGAGAUCGUGCCCAACAUCCGCGCCGGCACCUGGCGCUACACCUGCAACGCCUCGGACGGCAGCGCUCUUCAAGAAGCCGCGCAGCCGUGGCCGGCCGAGACGGACGCGCGCGCCAUUGUAGAGUCACAGGCGCUCUCGAUGCGCCUGCGCAGCCAGAAACUCGUCACCGCGGCGCCCACCUCGGGCCUGCCCGCCCAGCCGCGGCGCAUCUACCUCGUCGGUGGCGGCUCGCUGAACCCGGCCAUUGCGCGCAUCAUGGGCGACGUCCUGGGCGGCGCCGAGGGUGUGUACAAGCUCGAUGUCGGCGGCAACGCCUGCGCCCUCGGCGGCGCGUACAAGGCCGUGUGGGCGUUUGAGCGCGCCGCGGGCGAGACGUUUGAUGAGCUGAUUGGGAAGCGGUGGAAGGAGGAGGGGGCGAUCCAGAAGGUGGAUGAUGGGUAUAAGGAGGGUGUGUUUGAGAAGUAUGGGAAGGUGCUUGGGGCGUUUGAAGAUAUGGAAGAGAGAAUUCUGAAGGUGGCGAGGAAUACAUAG